Molecule: messenger RNA, 357 nt
Organism: Cavenderia fasciculata
Lineage: Eukaryota; Evosea; Eumycetozoa; Acytosteliales; Cavenderiaceae
Exons: 1
Coding region: 1-357 (118 amino acids)
Source: RefSeq, a predicted model, not a curated record
AUGGAAUAUAUAGUUAGAGUUCCAAUUGAUACCUCUCUUGAAAAAAUCGAAUUUCAAGUAGACGACCCACUUCUUCCAUUUAGAUGGAGUUACUCGUGGUAUAUGGCAACUGGAAAGUGUACAAUGGGCUAUCUUUAUAAAGAUUCUGCACCAUAUGGAGCCUACGACAUAUACCAUCAAAUUAUGAAUGACUCCAAGGGAACCUCUGAAACAAAGCAUACCAACAACACUCAUACUGAAAAGGAAACCAAAGGAGCCAUUCCCAUCCACCAGUGGUAUCUCUCACCAAACACUGGAUGGCACGAAAUGAAAUUUAAAGUUAAUUCAUUGGUCUAUGGAACUAUCCCUUUCCAUUAA